GUCAAUCAGUGUAAGCGAGGUCAAACACGCGCAAAUCUAUCUCUAAUCAUUGUCGCACAAUAUGUGUAUUCGUGAAAGUGGUUCUGUCUGAAAAGUUAAUGUAAUGGCCGCCACAGUAUAUUUAUUUCAAAUUUGUUUUUUCCUUUGCUUGUCAGCAUUUGCAGAAUCAUCAUGUUGCAGUGAUAGAUGGACGGCGUUCCAAGGGUCAUGCUAUUUGUUUGCACAUGGAGGAAAACUAUCGUUCUAUGAGGCUGAGCAUUACUGCAAUCAACAUGGUGGAAAUCUUGUACACAUAGAUAAUGAAGCUGAAAAUUUGUUCAUCAAGGAUUAUCUGCGAUCUAUCAAAGCUGAUCACACAUGGAUAGGUCUGACAGAUGAAGGUUCAGAAGGAUUGUGGGAAUGGUACGACACGCACACAUCGCCUUCAUUUACUGACUCGUACCCAGGAGAGCCAAAUGCAUUGGAGGGUGACGAAGAUUGCGUUUGUGUCGAUGCUUGGCAUGACUAUCGCUGGUUUGGUCAUUUGUGCUCGCUGCAGAAAGCACCACUGUGCGAAUCGACUGGCUACGUUAGCAUAGUUGGCUGAUCACUGAAUUGUUUGCAAUGUUUUGUUGUAAAAUAGUUAUUAAAAGAUAUCAAUGAAAA
This is a messenger RNA of Mercenaria mercenaria, 645 nucleotides long. RefSeq names its product C-type lectin domain family 10 member A-like. Lineage: Eukaryota; Metazoa; Mollusca; Bivalvia; Venerida; Veneridae. The record is from RefSeq and is a predicted model, not a curated record. Gene Ontology annotation, biological process: biological process involved in interspecies interaction between organisms. Gene Ontology annotation, molecular function: carbohydrate binding. Gene Ontology annotation, cellular component: external side of plasma membrane. Bases 104 to 586 code for a protein of 160 amino acids. The transcript is spliced from 5 exons.